Molecule: messenger RNA, 2781 nt
Organism: Priapulus caudatus
Lineage: Eukaryota; Metazoa; Priapulida; Priapulimorpha; Priapulimorphida; Priapulidae
Product: ankyrin-2-like
Exons: 7
Coding region: 943-2781 (612 amino acids)
Molecular function (GO): protein binding
Source: RefSeq, a predicted model, not a curated record
UUUAAAUAUGGUUUAAUUAUGUGUAACAAGGCUUUCGAUUGGAUAAACAGUUAUAAUUGUACUGCAUGCAGUGAAAAUAAUUAUUUCUGAGUACAAUGGCCAAGCAUAUUACACAUUGCAUUGUUAUGAUAUGCUAUUCUAUGCUAUGCUAUGUCAGUCUUAACUUUAUCUUAUGUUAACUUAGUUGUUAGGUUAUGUUAAUUGUUACGUUAUGUUCCUUUGCGUUACGUCCCGUCAUGUUUUUAUACCAGUUAUUCCAGUUUUUAUACUAGAGAUGUAGUGACAAGAUAGUGCAUCUGCAUGUUGCUAACUAGCUGUAUAGAUAUGAAGUCAAUGUCUCACUCACUAGUUUAACCCUACACCGAGUUUACCUAUUUACGGACACUGAGGAUGGUCACUCCCAGAAUGUUUUACAUCCUCAGUGGUUUUCUUAUGUCGCCGUUACUGGAUAUACUGGUGCGCGGUCUGACCUAUGAGAAAUUCAGUUUCCCAAUGUUGGGAGCUAAGAGGUUUAAGAACUCGUACUGCCUUAGCUGAUGCUUGAACUUGUAGCAUUUCCAGUAAAAUAUUGAGCUUGUAAUCACUUGACCAUCGAGCUCCCUGUAGUCACAAUAAUUCAGACCCACAUUGGUAUUUAUGCAUACAAAGUGCUUGCUGGUGGUAACAUGAAGUUCACAUAUUUGUAUUAUUAGAGAGUAGAGGUACGUACAAGUAUAGGAGAGUACAUGAAUAGGCAGUUUCAUGGCAAUAUACAUUACCGCAGCGCAGUGGAGGCUAUAGUUCUAGAGCUAACACUAACAGCACACAUGUGAGUCAGAAAAUUUUCACUUAGCAUCAGCUUUCCCAUUCAUAGUUUCAUUUUCAGGCCACAUAAUUUUUCCAAGAGUGUUUGGCCCCAGUGGUUGGAGUAGGAGUUGUUGCUGAAUACCAAUAAAUUCCAACAUGAGUGACCAUGAAGGUGACGAGGAGGAGAAUUCAGCGAGCUGCCAACCUUCAAUGACCUUCAUGGAGGCGUAUGAUGACACAUGCAGCACAGUAGGGCAGGCUGCUCGGACCGGCAACCUCCCUGAACUAAAGCGGCUAAUUAAGAUGAAGAGGCCCGUAGAUGUUCAGGAUAAUAGAGGAUGGAGAGCGAUCCAUGAGGCGGCGGCUGCUAAUCAUGGCGAGUGUCUGGCUGAACUACUGAAGCAUCCCGACACAGACAUGCACUGGCAGUCGUUUGAACGGCUGACCCCUCUUCAUGUCGCCUGCAAAAGCGGGUCGCUGGACUGCGUUCGACUUCUGCUGGCAGGGGGCGCUGAUCCGGAUAUUGCGACGAGCGACGACACAACACCGCUGCUGGAUGCUCUGUAUAACAAGGAAGCAGCGGCUGAAAUCGUGAAAGCAUUACUCAAGAGUGGCGCCAGCGCUAAUGCUGCGAUAUGGACAAAAUGGACGCCGCUUCACGAGGCAGGGAUCUUCCAACACAAGUCGAACCAGGAAAUUACAAGGCUUCUCCUGGACCAUGGCGCUACACUACAGGCACCAGACGAGAACGGUCUAACUCCUGUGUUCACGGCAGCGCAGCACGGCAACACAGACUGCCUGCGAACGUUACUGGAUCGGGCCGAACAACUCGGAGAAGCGGGGGUCGUCAACAAGGCGGGGUCGGACGGUGCCACGCCCCUGUUCAUCGCAGCACAGGAGGGCUUCCUUGACUGUAUCGAACUGUUGCUGUCACACGGUGCAGACGCCAACGCCGCCCUGCUGGACGAGACUGCAGUGCCCCUGGUGGCGGCAAUACAGCAGGGUCACGUGAGAGUCGUCGAGAGGCUUCUCGGCGAGACGUCGGCCGAGGCGCUGCGCACGCGCUCGGCUAGUCCCUACCACAUGGCCAUCGACUGGUCACGACUCGACUGCCUGCGCGCGCUCGCCGCGCAUGGACUCCUGAGCGACGAGUUCUCGCGUGAGACGCGGCUCGCGGACGCCGUCGGCCGUGACGACCUCGCCGGAUUCUACGCGGAGCUGGCGCCGGACCGGGUGUCGCCGCUCGCGCACGCACUGAGCCGCGGCGCGCGGGCGAUGACUCUCGCGCUGCUGGCGGCGGGGGCCAACGCGAACGCGUUCACGCCGCGACACGUGCCGCCGCUGCUCGCCGCGCUCGCCACGCCGCGCGUCGACGACGACAUCGUCGCCGCGAUCGUCGACGCGGGCGCGCAACUCAAUGGCGCGCUGCCCGGCGGCGGCGACGCGAGCGCCCUCUACCUCGCCGCGUGCCUCGCCCAGCCAGGCAAGCUGCGGCUGCUGCUGCGGCGGGGGCUGGAUGCGCGCGUGCUCGACAUGUGGCGGGAGGAUGACGGCAGCGCGUGUGCACUGUGCCGCGCCGGCGUCACCGACGCGCUCGACUCGAACGAGAUGGCGGCGGCGAUGCUGAUCGUGCGCGAGUUCCACGCCGUGUUUGCGUGCCCCUGCUCCAAGUUCCGGCUGAUCUCGCGCUGGUCGUGGCGGCACUUGGCGCGGCUUCGCGCGGCGUGCGCCCGCCCGCCAUCGCUCGCGCACGCCGCCAGGGUGCGUCUGCGUCGCCGCCUGCCGCUCGCGCUGCUGGCGCGGCCGGACACGCUCGCGGCUCGCCUGCGGGAACACCUUCCAGCCCAGCUCGUCGACUUUGUGCUGUACAACGAUGAUACGCGUGUACUCAUACUCCGGUCUCCGUCGUCCCCGGCGACCUCCAGCAAGAUGCAGAGUAGGAUGCCGACUCCGGCUUGCGUCGCCCCCGGCAACCUCCAACAAGAUGCGGAGUAG